Messenger RNA from Linum trigynum, 912 nucleotides. NCBI's taxonomy places the organism in Eukaryota, Viridiplantae, Streptophyta, Magnoliopsida, Malpighiales, Linaceae. The record is from the annotation of a GenBank genome assembly.
UUUCCUUCCAAACGGCCAAACCCUCACCCCACCAUUUGGUACGAAGCUUCCCAUAAUUUGUUUCCCUUCCCUUUCGAAAAAAAAAAGCGAAUAAUGGACGCAACAACCACCGGGGAUAAGCCAAUCAAGAAACGACGGCAGGCGGAGGGCCGAGCCCCAACGUCGACGGAGGAGGAGGAGGCGGAGGGACCGACUCGAGCGGCGGCGCCGGAGGAAGAGGUGGAGGAGUUCUUCGCGAUACUGAGGAGGAUCCACGUCGCCGUCAAGUACUUCGAGAGGAGCGGGGUCGAGGCCGGCAGCCUACUGAGCGCGGGGAAGAGAUGGAGGCCGUCGUUCGAGAAGGAGGAUUUCGUGAGCGGCGGCGGCGGGAGCGACGAGGUGGUUGCGGUUGGUGAUUGUGACGACGGAGGGAAUUAUAAGGAAGCGGGUUCGGAGGUGGAAAGAGCGGGUUUGGAUCUCAACUCGGAUCCUCCGCUCGAUUUAACUUUUCAACUAAACUAGAUGCGGCGGCCGGCUAGUGCGCGCAUGCUACUUCUAUAUUGUGUAGAAUUUCGUUUCCUCUUUCUUCUUUUGUUGGAUAUGAUUUUCCAUUUACUAAUUUGCAAAUCAUCUUCUAAUCUUAUACAUGUUCAGUGCUUAUGCAUUGAGAUCCACAGAUCCAGCAAGCUAGCACAAUAAUUUCGUGAGGUUUUAUAUAUGGGGUUGUGACUUGUGAUCAUAGGGUAAUGCACUGCGGUUCGGAUCAUAAAUUACUGAUCGAUUAGGUUGUUAUAGUUAAUUAUAUAUCCAUAUAUAUGAUUAUAUGUUGUUGGAAUGAUAUAAGGAUUGAUUUUGUUUACAAUGAAAUAAUAUUUCACAAACUAACACAAGUUAUACGAUUAGAAAAAGGUGCUAUAAAAGACUAUACUUAUC